AGUUACUUUAGUGAUCGCCUGGGCGGUGGACUAUGAUGAUGUGAAAUGCUAAAGAGCCCAUGACUAUGUAUGAAGUUGACCGCACCAUGACCCCCGUAACAGACACUAUCACCACGGUCCCGGCUCGAGACAGCUGCAUGACCACAUAACAGGGAACAAAACAAAGUGCAGUUAGCCAACAUCUAUCAGGAGAUUUUCUCCAUUCGUCUCCACACAAAUUGGAAUACCAUAAAUUUAAGGCAAAAUGACGUCUUACAUAUCUGACUACUAUAACUACAUAGUUUACGAACAAAUGGAUCAGAGAGUGAAGGCGUACUACUUCAUGGGAUCUCCUGUUCCCAUCCUGCUUCUCGUAACGUCAUAUCUCGUAUUUGUCCUGAGACUCGGACCGUGGUUUAUGAAGAACAGACCUCCGUACAAUGUGGAGAAGCCUAUGAUGCUAUACAAUAUUGUACAGAUGGCAAUUAACCUAUAUUUUGUACUCGUGGCCUGUUUAUAUGUGUGGCUACCAGGCCACUACAACUGGAUUUGCCAAAGACCCAUCUAUGAGCCAAAUCCGGUGGAGGAUAUAGUCGUGGGAAAGUUCUAUUUGUUCAUGUGUUCAAGGAUACUGGACUUGUUAGAUACUGUUUUCAUGGUACUAAAGAAGAACAACCAUCAGAUUUCAUUCCUGCACUUAUACCACCAUACUUUCGUGGCAACAGCGUGUUGGAUUUGCGUUAAAUACAUGCCAGGUGGGCAGCCUGCUUUUUUUGGAACACUGAAUGCAUUUGUUCACGUUGUCAUGUACUUCUACUACUUCCUCACGGCCAUCGAUGCCUCGUAUAAAAAGUCAAUUUGGUGGAAGAGACACAUCACAGAACUGCAACUGGCCCAGUUCUUCAUUCUUCUGGUACAGCAACUGUACGCCAUCCUCAGCCCGACUUGUGAUUUUUCGAAGUAUCUUCUAGCUUUCUUCCUUAGUCAGGCAAUUCUCAUGAUCUACCUUUUCAGUAACUUUUACUACAAUGCUUACAUAAAAAAGCAACCAAAAAAGACAAAAACAUCAUGAUAAACUGUAAAUAAAAUAGUUCUAAGUU
Macrosteles quadrilineatus (aster leafhopper) is the source of this 1079-nucleotide messenger RNA. RefSeq names its product elongation of very long chain fatty acids protein AAEL008004-like. Gene Ontology annotation, cellular component: endoplasmic reticulum membrane. Lineage: Eukaryota; Metazoa; Arthropoda; Insecta; Hemiptera; Cicadellidae. Gene Ontology annotation, biological process: sphingolipid biosynthetic process; fatty acid elongation, saturated fatty acid; very long-chain fatty acid biosynthetic process. Bases 245 to 1051 code for a protein of 268 amino acids. The record is from RefSeq and is a predicted model, not a curated record. Gene Ontology annotation, molecular function: fatty acid elongase activity. The transcript is spliced from 9 exons.